This is a messenger RNA of Girardinichthys multiradiatus, 1790 nucleotides long. Its product is annotated as gamma-glutamylaminecyclotransferase C-like. The transcript is spliced from 2 exons. NCBI's taxonomy places the organism in Eukaryota, Metazoa, Chordata, Actinopteri, Cyprinodontiformes, Goodeidae. The record is from RefSeq and is a predicted model, not a curated record. Gene Ontology annotation, molecular function: gamma-glutamylaminecyclotransferase activity. Bases 455 to 1192 code for a protein of 245 amino acids.
CUCCGCCCGUUUAGUUUUACUGUGAUUUUUAGCUAUAGGGGCUGUGCGAAAAUAAAAUUAUUGAAUAUAAUGAAUUACAGAGGCCGUCAUAGAGCUGUUAAAAUAGGUUUUGGUUGCUGACGUCAGUUUUAUGGCACAUGAAAGCGGUCAGACAGUCGCAGGUCGCUGACCUCUUAAGACGUUAACAUAUGUAUAAUUAAAGGUCUGCACACUGCAAUAACACAGUGGCAAUAACAAUGUUCAGCUGGUGUUCACAUAGCAAAAAAAAACUGAAAUAUUAGGAGUGUAUUUGCAACAAAUGUGUUUUGAUUGCCUCAGUUCCGUGUCACUUGGCUCCAGACUAACAUUUAAUCCGCUCUAGGGCGGGGACUGCAGGGUUUCUGGAGGAGGUUUGUUAAUGUAUUGCUGCUUAUUUUAUAAGAAAGGAACUGGCUACAUGCUUGUGUUCCAGUAAAUGAACCCCAAAUGGAGACUUAUAUUUAUAAUUUUUUUAAUUGAAUCAUUCAAUUGUUUUAAAUGCUUUAAUUAUGCUUCAAACAACUUGCUAGGUAUUCCUCAACAAUACCAUGGCAAGAAAAACAAGUGGGCUAUGUUUUAUAUAAGGUCAAAUGUAAAAUUAUUUUUGCAAUUUUGGCUGAUCUCGCUUUUUUUUUUUUACUUUCAGAACUUUGGGAUUGAUCUCUCCAAUAUUACUCAGUGUGUGAAGGUAUUUUCUAUCUUCAUGCAUCGCGUCUUUGUUUACGGCUCCCUAAAGAGGGCCCAGCCUAACUACUCUUACAUGAUAGACAGCAAUAAUGGUAAGGCAGAGUUCCUCGCCACAGCUGUCACCGUCCAGAAGUACCCACUGGUGAUCGCUACCAAGUAUAACAUCCCCUUCCUCCUUAACCUCCCUGGGCAAGGCAACAGAGUCCACGGGGAGAUCUACAAAGUAGACAAAAAGAUGUUGGCAUACCUGGACUGGUUUGAGAAGGUCCCCACCAUGUACCAACGAACUGUAGUGGAGCUGGAAAUCAAUGAGUGGGCAGGCAGGACGGGACAAGAGGAGAAGGUAUUGCCUGGAAGCAUCACAGAGGCGUUUGUGUACAGCACCACAACCUACCAGCCGGACUGGCCCUCAAUGCCCACGUACGAGAGCUAUGACUCCAAUGGAGAUCACGGUCUGAAGUUUGUACUGAGAGAAGACCGAAAAUGAAGUCUGCAGCAGUGAUUGUAUGUAGUUAUCCUCACAUUGCUUUAAAUCUAGAAAAAAAAGGGCCUCAAAUAUUCCAACAGAUGGACAGAAAGUAUUCCUGAAUCUGAAAAUGUGUGUAAAAAACUCUAAUUGAGUAACUGGUGUGUUUUUAAUUAAAAUCUCCUGCAAGGCAUUAAACUCAGAGUAGGAUUUUCCAAAAAUGAUGUCAAUACUUUUCUACAAGACUAAGCAAAAGGAUGGCUUCAAAGAAAUCAGGUAAUCUUUAAAAAAUGUUCCUGAACAUUUGUACAGAAGUUUUUUUUUUCUCUUCCUUAACAUUUUUUUUUCUGUUUUUCCUUUUUUUCAUUUGCUAACAUUUCUGUCAUCAAAGUUGUAACGUGGCUGUAAAAAUAAAAAACUAUUUUUGUCAUGGACACUGUCAAAAAUGUAUCUUAGCACCAGCAAGGUGAUUCCCUAAAAGCUAUACUUUUAUUUUUUAUUUUUUAUAGAGAAUCAUGAGAUUAGGAGAGUAAAGCAUAUUUGCUUUUAUUUGUCAUGUUCUUAUUGUUUUGAUUUUGACACUUAGACUCAAUGCACUUUAAUAAAAACUUCUAGGAAA